AUGUGCUACGCAGGACAACCUCAACAACCAACAACCAACACCAUGUGUGGCAGCUACUACGGAGGCUGUGGCUAUGGACGCUAUGGCUAUGGAGGCUGUGGCUACGGAGGCUGUGGCUAUGGAGGCUAUGGCUACGGAGGCCUGGGCUGUGGAUAUGGCUCCAGCUAUGGCUGUGGCUAUGGCUGUGGCUCUGGCUGUGGCUACGGCUAUGGCUCCCGCUCCCUCUGUGGCUGUGGUUAUGGAUGUGGCUCUGGCUAUGGCUCUGGCUUUGGCUGCUACUAUUGAGGUCACCAUGGGAGACUCUCACCCUCCACACCUUCACUUAAUGACUCAGCAGUUCUGAACCACACAAAUUUUUGUCUUACCCCCAAGUGAUGUUUAAUCUAUCUUGCACUGCAAACUUCUGAUAAGAUUUGGUAAAUGUCUGAUAUCUGGAACUGAUACCACUUGAUACCUGAAAGAAUAUGAAACUCAACUUGUGAACUCAUGUUCCAACAAGGUGAUAUUGGUAUAACUCUUA
Molecule: messenger RNA, 520 nt
Organism: Lutra lutra (Eurasian river otter)
Lineage: Eukaryota; Metazoa; Chordata; Mammalia; Carnivora; Mustelidae
Product: keratin-associated protein 6-1-like
Exons: 2
Coding region: 1-285 (94 amino acids)
Biological process (GO): keratinization
Source: RefSeq, a predicted model, not a curated record